Molecule: messenger RNA, 3508 nt
Organism: Cottoperca gobio
Lineage: Eukaryota; Metazoa; Chordata; Actinopteri; Perciformes; Bovichtidae
Gene: klhl22
Product: kelch-like family member 22
Exons: 7
Coding region: 478-2394 (638 amino acids)
Biological process (GO): proteasome-mediated ubiquitin-dependent protein catabolic process; positive regulation of TORC1 signaling; protein monoubiquitination
Cellular component (GO): cytosol; mitotic spindle; polar microtubule
Molecular function (GO): protein binding
Source: RefSeq, a predicted model, not a curated record
UUGUUUUGAUCUGUCAAAAAUCAGGUGACUGUGCUAAGCUAGUUAUUCCACACAAGAGAUGGUGUCACAUCAAACUAUUCAUGUAAAACGUUUGAUUUUUGACAAACACGAAGGUAUUUUCGUGGAGUGGUUUUGAUUCCGUUUUAAAGUGUUGUUUUUAUAGUGCGUUAUUCAGCUAGCUGUUAGCUUACAAGCUAAUGUUGUUUAACAUUUAAACUAACUUAACAAUAGCUGACAGUGUAGUGGCAGCUAGCUAGUAGGUUGAAGGAAGGGCGGAUGUAUGUAACUAUAUACUUUCAAGUGUUUCAAAUAGCUCUGUAGAUUAAGUUAUGCUAUAAAUUGCGUGUAUAUCUGUGACGUUACACUCCCUAAUUAGAUUUCAAGCUAGCCGUAAACACCCUUCUUUAUCCGCUAGCUGCCCAGUCGACUAUGUGAAGAAAUACUUCAAAUGGCUUUAACACUAGACAGAUAAAAGCGAUGAAGCCUGAACAUCAGCACCCUGUCAUGGCUGAGCACGGACAGCUGAGCCCGAUGGGAGGACGCGCUGACUCGUCAGGCCGCCUGGGCCGACAGACCUACAAGAGUUCAGCCCACUUCCGCAGCCUGCAGGACGGCCUGCUGGCUCUCAGGCAGGGGGGCAUCCUGUUCGAUGUGGUGCUGCUGGUGGAGGGUCGGCCCAUCCAAGCCCAUCGGAUACUUCUGGCAGCCUCUUGCGAUUACUUUAGGGGGAUGUUUGCUGGAGGCCUUCGGGAGACGCAGCAAAAGGAGAUCCCAAUUCACGGAGUGUCUUUCAUGGCCAUGACAAAAAUACUUGACUACAUCUACACUUCUGAGAUUGAGUUAGACCUGGAGUGUGUGCAGGAAGUCCUGAUCGCUGCCACACUAGUGCAGCUUGAGGUUGUCACCGGUUUCUGCUGCGAUUUCCUUUUCUCCUGGCUGGACGAGAGCAACAUUUUAGAUGUCCGCAAUCUCGCUGAUCUCUACGGACUGCAGCAACUUAAUGCCAGGAUCCACUCCUACAUGCUCAGGAACAUCCAGGCUUUGUCUCGCACCGACGUGUACCGACAACUCCCCCAAGACGAAGUGUUCAGCGCGCUGAGCAGCGACAAGCUUCAGGUGAACAGCGAGAACGAGGCGUACGAGGCGGCUCUUCACUUCCACUACAGUCCUCUGCAGGUGGAAACUGACCAGGUGUACUUGCAGGUCAGUCCUAAGGACAAUCUGAAGAUGCUGGACGCUGUGCGUUUCUGCCUGAUUGAGAAACAAGUGCUGCAGAGGCUGUACGGCAGACUGAACCAGUGUCCCCUCAAGGACUCUGUGUCGGCCGCCCUGCGGUACCAUGAGCAGGAGAUCUGGCAGCCCGUGCUGCAGAGUCCUCUCACCCAGCCACGCUCCACCUUCCACUGCAUAUUGGGCUUUGGGGGGAUGUUCCCCUCCACCUCCCUCACCGACGCCGAGCAUUUGUUUCAGGUGUUCCACCCGAGCUGGGGGGAGUGGAGGACUCUCGCUUCUGCACACACCCCCCGAAUGUCCAACCAGGGCAUCGCUGUGCUCAACAACUUUGUUUAUCUGAUUGGAGGAGACAAGAACUCCAGUGGAUUUCGUGCAGAGACCCGCUGCUGGAGGUACGACCCGCGUCACAACAGCUGGUGCGCCAUCCAGCCUCUGCAGCAGCAGCACGCUGACCACUGUGUGUGUGUCAUGGGCGGCCAUAUUUAUGCCAUUGGAGGACGAGACUACAGCCAUGAACUGGACUCAGUGGAGCGCUAUGACCCGCACACCAACCUGUGGGAAUUUGUAUCCCCCCUAAAGAGAGAGGUUUUCGCCCACGCCGGAGCAGUGUUGGAUGGGAAAAUGUAUACAACGUGCGGGCGCAGAGGAUUGGCGUACCUCAAAGAGACCUACUGUUAUGACCCUGUGGCCAAUCACUGGUCAGCGUGUGCCGAGGGGCCGGUGGAGCGCGCCUGGCACGGCAUGACUGCCGUUAAAGGACGCGUUUAUGUCAUUGGUGGAAGCAAUGAUGAGCGUGGAUAUCGGCGCGAUGUCCUGAAGGUGGCAUGCUUUGACCCUGAGGCCAACACUUGGUGUUCGCUGGCCCCCCUCCCCGCGGGACACGGAGAACCCGGCAUAGCUGUGCUGGACAGUCGCAUCUACGUCCUGGGUGGACGUUCCCACGACAAAGGCAACAGGAUGAAAUACAAUCACGUGUACAACGCGGACGUGGACGAGUGGGAGAACGAGACGGAGUUCAAGGAGCGUGUGUCCGGCCUGGCGGCCUGCGUGGUGCUCGUGCCCCCCGCUGUCAUCGCCCAGGCCAGGAGCUGGGAGCAGCGCACCAAGGCUUCGUGGGAAGACGUGGACAUCGACAACUCGGAGGACUCUAGUGAGGAUUAAAGCCGCUGUGUUGCACUGAAUGUCUGAGCACUGGAGACUCUUAUGCACUUUUUCUUACACAGCAUGUUGAAGUACCCGUGGGGUCUUCUGACGUGUGUCCUUCUUGCACGUCGACCACUUUGAGUGCCUCUGAACCAAAGUGUCAUUCGGAGCCUUUGCACACUUUUCUUAGCUGUUCUUAGAUAAUCAUUGUCCACCUGCUAACCUGCUACUGAACAUUAGCUGCCUGUGCAUUGUAGACAGAACCUCUGUCUUCACGUGACAGAAAGCAGUGGAGACGACUGUGUGUGCAGCACCAUGGUGGUGCGCAGCACUCGCAGCAGCACCCCUCGUGUCUGUCUGAAUUUCCGACACAGGAUGAAAGGAGGUUAAUACUUCUGAGACUUACGGGCGGUGGUUACCUUUUUAAGCGAAAUCUUUAAUUUCUGAGAAUUAAAGAAGAUUUCUAAUUUGAUUCUUAUCGUCAGCCUAGCACUGGGCUUUACCUUGGAGUUAGCUUCUCAUCCAAAGUACUGAGUCGUCAUUAAGUCGUGACACGUUGAACUGUGUGCCUUGUGUUUGUGGUGACAUCCUGCGUGAAGUUUGUAUCUUGCAGAUCAUUCAGUGGAUGGACAUGAGCCAUGUGCCUCUGACGUCACAAUUUGUUUUGAAUGAUUUGUGUUUGUACCUGAAUGAUGAGGCGCUGGAGCUACAGGUUGUAGACCCCCCCCACAUGCUGCCAUGUCUGGAAAGGAUUUAUGAAGUCUUGAUUUUUGUGUGAAACCAAACAACUGGUUUCAUUUGUUACUGGUACUUUCAUGGAUCUUUCAUACGGCAUACGUUACUUCGUUACUGAAUCCAAAGAGCACAAUGAGGAGCAGUUUGAGAUUAUUAUUAUUAUUAUUAUUAUUAUUCGCUGAGCUGAGCCGAGCUUUGCUCCGGGCUUCUGCUCGUUGCCUCACAUCAUUGUUACGUUGUUUAAUACGAGCAUUUCAGAAGCUCAACGACUCCGGCUCCGAUGCAUCUGUCGUUGAAGAACGAUGUAUUGGAGCUCGCUGUCACACAACAUAUGCAAAGUUAGUAUUCUAUUCAUGACGUACCUUUUGAGAUGUAAUAAAGAUAGUAAUAUAUCACC